This is a messenger RNA of Scatophagus argus, 2142 nucleotides long. RefSeq names its product dnaJ homolog subfamily B member 5-like. NCBI's taxonomy places the organism in Eukaryota, Metazoa, Chordata, Actinopteri, Scatophagidae. Gene Ontology annotation, biological process: negative regulation of transcription by RNA polymerase II. Gene Ontology annotation, cellular component: cytosol. The record is from RefSeq and is a predicted model, not a curated record. Gene Ontology annotation, molecular function: protein-folding chaperone binding. The coding region runs from base 314 to 1468 and encodes 384 amino acids. The transcript is spliced from 4 exons.
AUGGAGAAGGAGGCUGCAACAUCCGCGUGAUCAUCGCAGGUGCACCAAUGGCCUUCCACGGGGCGAACUGAACAACCGGUAUCCCCUGCCGCGCGUGAGGAAAUGGGCGGAUCCGGGGAAAGCUCGGUCACGCUGCGUGGGUGGGUGAGUGUAUAGUAAAGGAGCUGCCGCGGCGGUAUUUAACAGAGAGCCGAGGAGAGCUCAGACAGGACGAAGCCCGACUGAAAGCGGAGCGAUUUCAGCACCAGCGCGACUGGACAGCGACACGUAGCCCCCCCAUCCUUAGCAAAAGAAAAACUUUCGAGCAGUCAUCAUGGUUCUGAUCUGGACUCAGUUCGGUAUGAAGCACAAAAAUGUCAAUGUCAAGUGCAAAGUGCGAGUUAUGCACAGGGGUGACAGCUCAGGCUCAUCAUCAUCAGCGGAAAGCAGCAGGUCUGAGCAGGACGCACCCUGCCUGUCCAUCAAGCCCUCAGGCAAGGACUUCUACAAGGUCCUGGGUGUCUCCCCUGAAUCCAAUGAGGACGAGAUCAAGAAGGCCUACAGGAAGCUGGCUCUCAAGUUCCACCCAGAUAAGAACAGCGAUGCGGACGCAGAGGACAAGUUCAAAGAGAUCGCAGAGGCCUACGAGAUCCUGACUGACCCCAAAAAGAGAAGCAUAUAUGACCAGUUUGGGGAAGAAGGCCUUAAAAAUGGAAUGUCACUGGCAGGCCAAGGCAAAGUUUUCCGCCAUAAUUUCCAGGGUGACCCCCACGCCACCUUCUCUUCCUUCUUCCAUGGCUCCGACCACUUCGACAUCUUCUUUGGCUCCGGCUUUGACAGCGAAGAUGACCUCUUCAACCCCUUCAGACGCUUCCCCUUCAACCACAUGGGUGGGUUUUCUGGCCAAGACGGCGGGCUGCGAAGAGGCCAGCGGCGGCUGCAGGGCGAUGAGGUGGUGCACGACCUGCUGGUGACCCUGGAGGAGGUAAUGCACGGCUGCACGAAGCACGUGAAGAUCACCCGCUGCCGCCUCAGCCCCGACAGCGGCAGCCUGAGAACUGAGGAAAAGGUGCUGAAUGUGGUGGUGAAGAAAGGCUGGAAGGCGGGCACCAAGAUCACCUUCCCCAGGGAGGGAGAUGAGACACCCAACAGCACCCCUGCAGAUAUCACCUUCAUUCUCAGGGACAAGGAGCACUCCCAGUACAAAAGAGACGGCUCCAACAUCGUCUACACAGCCAAGAUCACACUCAAAGAGGCUCUCUGCGGCUGCACAGUUAACGUCCCAACACUUGACAACCGGAUGAUGCCUCUACCAUGCAGCGAUGUUAUCAAGCCAGGUGCUAUCCGACGGCUGAGGGGCGAAGGUCUGCCCCUGCCCAAGAGCCCAUCCCAGCGAGGCGACUUGGUGGUGGAGUUCCAGGUGCUCUUCCCCGACAGGAUCCCACCACAGUCCCGUGAGAUCAUCAAGCACAGCCUGGGCCAGUGCUAGCCUGCUUCUGUGCGACGGCCUGAUUGACGCAGCAUCACCGUGCGUGUAUGUUGUUGUCCAUUCACAAACACAGCCUUGCGCAAGGUGCUAGUAUCACAACCAAUCACAACCUCUUAUUGUGUUUGGAAAUGGCAAGUGAUUUGUAGUUCAGUGAGGCGAUGACUUUCUGCAGGCAUGAUGCACAUCACCUAUGAUGCCACAUGAGCAGUGAGUUCAGAACUGAUGAAUGGGGUCUUUAGUAUCUGAGGGCAUCCAUUGACUCUGUAGCCUUUCUCUUGAAUGAAAAGCUAUUCUGUACUGUUAUACUUGCAAACCCAUAGCAGGAUAUCAGUGUGCUAUUCAAGUCUGUAUAGACUUCCUUAAACCUGAAUGGUAGAAAAAUGCUAAAAAAAAAAAAAAAAAAGAAAAAAAAAGAAAAACAACUUUAUUAUAGUUAUAUGGUGUUCAUAUGACUGAUCUUUUGCAUUGAUUUAUUACAAUAGCAAGAUAUACUUGUGUACAAAGAUCUACUUUGUGUACAAAAUGCAAAAACAUUGUCUCUAAGAGAGAUUCAUCUGUCAAAUGUUCUAUUGAAUUAUUUGAAAUGUUUCUAUAUAUUCUGCAGCGUUGAUGUAUUAUUUCCUGAUAGAGACUUGUCUGGAAGCAUGAAAAAUAAAGAAAAACACUCAAUUUCA